This is a messenger RNA of Peronospora belbahrii, 1773 nucleotides long. The record is from the annotation of a GenBank genome assembly. Lineage: Eukaryota; Oomycota; Peronosporomycetes; Peronosporales; Peronosporaceae.
AUGGGUGUCACAGACAUUGACGACAAAAUUCUCAAGCGAGCAAAAGAGCAAAACGUGAGCUUUCAGACACUUGCUAGAGAGCAGGAGAUGCAGUUUUUUCAAGAUAUGGCAAAGCUUUAUGUAAAGCCCCCAACGGUCAUUACCAGAGUUAGUGAACAUUUGCCAGAAAUUGUGAAAUAUGUCGAGGAGAUUGAGAAAAAAGGGUUUGCGUACAAGGCAACGGACGGCUCUGGGGUGUACUUUAGUACACAAAAAUUAGGAAAAGGCUAUGGAAAAUUAGAUCCAAGACGACAGACGCUAGACGAUGCAGAAAUGAAGGCUGAAGCGAUGGUGGUAAUGGACGAGAGGCAAAUUAUGGAAGAAGAAGAAGAAGACAAAGUGAAGAAAGACCCGAAAGAUUUUGCAUUAUGGAAAACAGCUUUGAAUGUAGAUGAACCGGCAUGGCAAUCACCGUGGGGAAUGGGAAGACCUGGGUGGCAUAUUGAAUGUUCGGCAAUGACGCAUCAUGUGCUCGGAGAUAGACUGGAUGUGCACACGGGUGGAGUGGACCUGCGUUUUCCUCAUCACAACAAUGAGAUUGCACAGUGUGAAGCGCAUAACUAUGGACCUCAGUGUGAGCAUGAUAAAGAGUGGUGCAAACACUUUGUGCACUUUGGACACUUGUAUAUUCGCGGAAGGAAAAUGUCCAAGUCGCUGAAGAACUUCAUUUCAGUGAAGGAUUUUUUGAAUGAUGGACACACGGCGGAUCAUUUCCGCCUAAUUUGCCUGCAGUUUAAGUACCGCUCAAAUUUAAUCUACUCGGAGGAUCGAGUACGUGAUGCAGAAGUAGUAAUCACUCGUUUGAGAUGCUUUUUUCGAAAUGUUAUGGCAUAUGGCAGUAAUCGUGAUAUUUGUAGCAGCGAUACUAAAAUUAAAGGAAUCAAGUCAAAACGCUGUGAGAAACAAGACCUGGAAGUGUUAGACGCACUGUUCACGACCCAAGCACAGGUGGACGAAGGUUUAUUGGAUGAUUUAGACACGCCACGCGCCCUAUCACUUGUAUUGAACCUGAUAUCGCGUGGAAACACGUACUUGCUGGCACACCGAGGCGAUGAUCAGGCUCCUGAGGAGGUGCUAAUUGCAUUGACUAGUUACGUGCUUGAGGUGCUUGACCUUUUCGGACUGGAGGGACUUCAUGCCGAGUUUUCUGCCAUGAUGCGCCGUCGAUUCACUGUUUCAGUCAAAAAGCAGCAGCUGAAUGAAAGGGACGAAUUGGUUAGCAGGGACGAACAGGAGGCUCUACUUUACUCUUUGAUCAAAUUUCGUGCUGCUGUGCGAGAAGAAGCUUUGCGUGACCUUAAUCAGUCAGGCAACAUGCGCAUUCUUGCGUUAUGUGACACAUUGCGCAACGAGGAGCUACCUCAGUUAGGUAUUCAAGUCGAGGAUCUUGCGCCAGGAUCCUCCGUGUUUAAGCUGCUCUCGCUUGAAGAACGAGAAGCAGUUCGAAGAGUAGAAUCAGAUGAACAGGAAAUAAAAACUGAUGGCGAGGCAGCGCUAGAACUGCGGAACAAACAGCAGGAGCUUGAGAUGCUGAUGCAGAUUGCUCCCUCAGAUUUGUUCAGGAAAUCGCCGGAGUUUGCCGACCGAUUCAACAUGUUUGACACGAAUGGAUUCCCAACGCUCGAGAAUGGCGAGCCUAUUAAGAAAAGCCAACGUAAGAAGCUUGCGAAGAAAUUGGCCAAAUAUGAAAAAUCCUACAUGAAGUACUGGAAAACCCGAGACAAUGGUCAGUAA